This is a messenger RNA of Coprinopsis cinerea okayama7#130, 2337 nucleotides long. Its product is annotated as L-amino acid oxidase. Gene Ontology annotation, molecular function: polyamine oxidase activity; L-amino-acid oxidase activity. Gene Ontology annotation, biological process: amino acid catabolic process. NCBI's taxonomy places the organism in Eukaryota, Fungi, Basidiomycota, Agaricomycetes, Agaricales, Psathyrellaceae. Bases 1 to 2337 code for a protein of 778 amino acids. The record is from RefSeq and is a predicted model, not a curated record. The transcript has 9 exons.
AUGUCGCGCCCCAAGAUCCUUUCUGCCACUGGCACCUCUGUCAAAAUCGAGCUCCCUACUGGGUGGUUUGUCAACAUCAGUGCUAUAAGCCGAAGGCCUUACAACCAACUCGUCACCAUUGACUUCGAUGUCGAGGGCGACGAGAAGAGCCACUACCUCAUUAACAAAUGGGGUCAGGCCAACGUUAACCAGGCUAUGCGAGACCUCGACUCCAGUGAGGAUGUUGUGACCAUCAUCCCGCAGAGAGAGAAGGUCGUUAUCGAUAUCAACACCUACUUCUCGACGACAUCCAAUGUCCGAGAAGAGGCAUUGAAGAACGACAAGUAUCGCAGCUCUCGAGCGAAUAUCCUUGGAACCACUAAGCCAUCUAAUGCACCCCCAGGCUUCCCUGACUACACUACCUACCUAAUCUUUGUGGAGGACAGCCCUCCCGACACUCAGGUCAAAGGCGCUCCCGAGUACGAUGAUGCGCUCAUCACCCUCAACAUCAUGGAAGGGGACGUCAAAAGCGUUCCCCCUCCUCCGAUCGACACCGGGUCUCAGGCUAUUAGUCAAACUGGAAAAGAGGCUGUUGAUCACUUCAUCAACCUCUACACCGAUCCCACCAUACCAGGCCCAUACAUCGACCCUGGCACUCUAACCCCGAAACCGAAACCCGAUCCUCCCUCUCCCUAUCCCGUUGGAAUCAUUGGUGCGGGCAUCGCGGGUCUCUACACCGCAUUGAUGCUUGACUCGCUCGGAAUCAAGUACGAGAUCUUGGAGGGCUCUGGUCGUGUUGGAGGCAGGCUCUACACGCACAGGUUCAGGAACCACGGCGAUGGCAAAUAUCAGUACUAUGAUGUCGGGGCCAUGCGCUAUCCCGACACCACGUUCAUGAGGAGGACAUUCGACCUGGCUCAGAAACGUUUGGGCAUUAAGAUGCUCCCCUACCUUCGCUCGAACGACAACGCGUUCAUGUGCUUCAACGGCAUUACCGUCACGAAGAAGCGGAACAACGAAGCUAACCUCGUUAAGGAAGACAUUUUCAAGGUCACUGAGGCCAAUGAUGGCCAGAUUCCCGAAGACGAAUUCAGGAAGGGCUCCAGCUACUUCUGGGACGAGAUCCUCAGAGAGUUCCGCCAAUACUUCGUCGACUACCCCUUCCCCCAGGCUUUUGAGAAGCUCAAGAGAUGGGAAGAACAUUCUGUCCGAAGCUAUCUUCUGGUCGUGAAGAAGAUCCCCUAUGUUGUCGUCGACUGGUACGAGAAGAUGGAAUCGCGAACUGGCCUCUUCGAUCAGUCUUUGACCGAGACUGUUCUCGCCUCUCUUGUCUUCAUGGACCCCAACAAGGCAAACCAAGAGGUCGGAUGGUUCUGCUUCGAUGGAGGCUCCGAGGUUCUCCAUGAAGAAAUCAGGAAGAAACUCAGUACCCAACCCAAGUUGCAUAUGCGCGCUGUCCAAAUAAAGGAGGAAGAGGACGGAAAGUGUAUCGCAGUCGAGUUCGACUCUCGUCGUGACCCCCGUCCCUCGGCCCAAGGCAGGAGCGUCAAGAAGUUCUCCAAUGUCAUUUGUACUAUGUCUUUUGCGUGCUUGCGCAUGGUCGACCUGGACGGCCUCUAUCUCUCAUACGGUCAGAGGAACGCCAUUCGCACCCUCGCCUAUACACCUUCCAUCAAGAUUGGUAUACAGUUCAAGACCGCCUGGUGGGAGAAGCUCGGUAUCGAGGGUGGUCAGUCCUCGACUGAUCGACCCAUCCGAGACUGCGUUUACCCCUCCUACCCGUCCGACUCUACCCAUCCUGGCAGCAAGUACUCCAACUGCAUGAUUGCUGCCUACAAUGGAAUGCAGGACUCUCAGCGCUUGGGUGGUUUGAUGAAAGGCAGGGACACCCCUGAAGAACGUGUCAUGCUCGAACUUGUUAUGCGCGACCUCGCUGCCCUUCACAACAAAGACGUCGACGAGCUCUGGGACCAAUACGAGGACUACUACCCUUGGGACUUCUAUCGCGAUGAAUUCCAACUCGGUGCUUUCUGCCAAUUUGGGCCCGGCCAAUUCGCCAACGUUUACCCUCAUGUCACUCAGCCUGCCUCGACGAAGCAACGCUUCCACUUCGCCGGCGACGCUUGCAGCACUUUCCAUGGAUGGGUCGCCGGCGCUCUCAACAGUGCCUGGCGUGCUGUCCUGGGCAUGCUCAUCGCACACCCUGAGCUCAACCCCAACCCCAACGAGGACAUCAUCGCGAAAUUCAAGAAGGAAUGGGGUGCUACGGAAGAAUGGGACGAGAAGACCCUUGCCAAGCUCACUUACCUCAAUCGCGAAAUCACCAAGUAUGACCUUGAAGCUGCGAACAAGCCUUGA